AUGGAGUCUCAAGCAUCGUCACCGACCGCCUCGAUAGUGGUGGGCAUGGCAGGCGCUGGAAAGACAACCUUUAUGCAGCGGCUCAAUGCGCAUCUACACGCAAAGAGUCAAAAGCCAUACAUCCUCAAUCUUGACCCAGCUGUACUCAAUCUGCCAUAUGCAGCGAAUAUCGACAUCAGAGAUACAAUCAACUACAAGCAGGUGAUGAAGCAAUACAACCUUGGCCCGAAUGGCGGCAUCUUGACCUCGCUCAAUCUCUUUACGACCAAGUUUGACCAGGUUCUGACCUUGCUUGACAGACGUGCUGCUGAGCAAAAAAUGUCGCAUGUCCUCAUUGACACACCGGGUCAGAUUGAAAUCUUCACUUGGUCAGCAUCAGGUGCCAUCAUUACGGAUGCGCUGGCCUCCAGCUUUCCAACUGUUCUGACCUACAUCAUCGACAGUCCACGGUCAAAGUCAUGCUCGACAUUCAUUAGUUCUAUGCUCUACGCAGUCAGUAUCCUGUACAAGACAAAGCUACCCAUGAUUGUCGUCUUCAACAAGACCGAUAUGCAUGCAUGCGACGAGCAGAUUGAAUGGAUGCGCGACUUUGAGACUUUCCAGCUUGCCUUGAAGCGCGAGGAAGAACGUGGCGAGACACAAGGCAGCGGCUACAUGAACUCACUCAUGAACAGCAUGUCGCUUGUGCUGGAAGAGUUCUACAAUCACCUGGAUGUUGUUGGCGUGAGCAGUCUGACUGGCGAGGGCUUUGACGCUUACGUGGAAGCCAUGGAGCGGAAACGAGAACAAUACGAGACGGUGUAUAAGCCAGAGCUCGAAGCACUACGGGCGAAGCGUGACUUGGAUGCAGAGGAGGAGAAGAAGGAGCAGCUAAGGAAGCUGAUGAAGGACAUGCAAAUGGACAAGGGCAAGCAAAGAGCAGCAUCCUCAGAAGCGCCUGCAGAGACAGUCAGCGAUGCAGAAGCAGAGGAUGACCAGGACGGCGAGCUGGUGGAGCCCGACGAGGACGAAAACUACGAGUCUGUCGAACACCGGCCAGGCGACCCCGUCGCAAAGAACGACUCUGCCAAACGCCGGGAGCAGGCCGGUGCGAGUCAGCUGGAGCAGCUUGCAGAGCUCAUGUCUGGGGUCGGCAGCCUGCGCGAGGCCCGUGGUCUGUAG
This is a messenger RNA of Protomyces lactucae-debilis, 1161 nucleotides long. RefSeq lists its product as uncharacterized. NCBI's taxonomy places the organism in Eukaryota, Fungi, Ascomycota, Taphrinomycetes, Taphrinales, Protomycetaceae. The transcript has a single exon. Gene Ontology annotation, molecular function: GTPase activity. Bases 1 to 1161 code for a protein of 386 amino acids. The record is from RefSeq and is a predicted model, not a curated record.